AUGAUCAAUGAUUCCAUGGUGAGAGAGGCCGUCAUGAAAAUUCUUAAACCAAAUCCAAAACUUGCAGAUUUCAUCAAGGUCGAAUGUAGCAGGGGAUCAUGGAAAGGGAUCAUCACUAGGUUAUGGCCCAACACAAAGUAUAUCGAUGAAAUUGUGACAGGAACAAUGUCACAAUAUAUUCCAACUGUUGAUUGUUAUAGCAGUGGUCUCCCUCUAGUUUGCACAAUGUAUGCUUCUUCUGAAUGUUACUUUGGUGUAAACCUUAGUCAUCUAUGUCAGCCAAGUGAAGUCUCUUACACCCUUAUUCCCACCAUGGCCUAUUUUGGAUUUUUACCAGUGAAUUGGAAAGAUGGAGGCACUGAUUCCCACUCUGAACCAAGACCAGAAGACCCAAAAAGUGCACCACAGAUUAGAGGAACUCACAGAUGUUAA
Ilex paraguariensis (yerba mate) is the source of this 432-nucleotide messenger RNA. The record is from the annotation of a GenBank genome assembly. Lineage: Eukaryota; Viridiplantae; Streptophyta; Magnoliopsida; Aquifoliales; Aquifoliaceae.